Heterobilharzia americana is the source of this 395-nucleotide messenger RNA. The record is from the annotation of a GenBank genome assembly. Lineage: Eukaryota; Metazoa; Platyhelminthes; Trematoda; Strigeidida; Schistosomatidae.
AUGUAUUCUUUUGUAUACUUAUUUUUAAAUGAGUAUUCAAUACAAAUUGGAUAUUGUUAUGCAACACAAAUAUUGCCAGAAACUCAAUCAGAAUAUACACGAAAGGAGAAUCGAGUACAUUUGUGUGGAAGUGAUUUAAUUCAACAUGUUAAACUUGUUUGUGGAACACGUGGACUUUAUACACCAUUUGCUCCUCGAAGAUCAUGGAAUCGUCUCUCUCAUUUGGAAGGAUUAUUACAAAGAAAUAAACGUUUUGAAGACCUGUGCACUCUGUAUAAAAUCUAUGAACCGGAUACAGUUGUUACCCAGUGCUGUUGUAUUGGUUGUACACAAGAUUACUUAGAACAAUUUUGUAAUCCAUAAUAGGAUAUUUUUCUGAUCUUGAAGACAAUAAG